Geodia barretti is the source of this 1686-nucleotide messenger RNA. The record is from the annotation of a GenBank genome assembly. NCBI's taxonomy places the organism in Eukaryota, Metazoa, Porifera, Demospongiae, Tetractinellida, Geodiidae.
AUGCAGUGGGCUUCUGCGCUAUCACAACAGAACAGCCUGCGCGCCGCCCUCUCAGAGUGCGCCGCGUCGAUCCGGGCGAACAUGGGCGACACCGCGGCCGACCUGGCGGUGGUUUUCGCGUCAUCAGAGUAUGCUUCGGACUACGCCAACCUGCCCGAAUUGGUAGGAGAACUCCUGGGUCACCAGGCGCUGGUGCUGGGUUGCUCGGGCGGGGGGAUCAUCGGCGGCGGCAGCGAGGUAGAGCAGGAACCGGCCGUGUCCGUCACCGCCGCCAGCCUGCCCGGUGUUGUCAUCCACCCAAUCAGGUUCCUGGACGCGGCGCCGGACGAUUGGCACACCGCGCUGGGCGUCGAUCCGGCGGACCAGCCGCAGUUUGUCCUGCUGGCCGAUCCGAUGUCGUUCCCCGCGCAGAACCUUUUGCUGGGGAUGGACUACGCGUACCCGUCCGCCGCCAAGAUUGGUGGUUUGGCCAGUGCGGCACAGGGAGCCCGGCAAAAUGGGCUGUUCCUGGGGCGCGACUACCACGACUCGGGAGCGGUCGGCGUGGCGUUGUCCGGGAACAUCAUAGUGGAAACGGUGGUGGCUCAAGGGUGCCGGCCCAUCGGGUCACCGAUGCACAUCACCCGCAGCGACCGCAACUUCCUGGUCGAACUGGACGGAGAACCGCCCGUGAACGCGCUACGGAGCAUCUUCCAGGGAGCCGACCAACGCGACCGGGAUCUGAUGCAGAGUUCCCUGUUCCUGGGCGUGGUGAUGGACGCGCUGAUCGAUGAGCCGCGGCAGGGCGAUUUCCUGAUCCGCAACGUGAUGGGAAUGGACCAAAGAAGCGGGGUCUUGGCAAUCGGCGAGAUGCUGAAAGAAGGCCAGUUGGUGCAGUUUCACCUGCGGGACGCGGACACCUCGGCGGACGACCUGUCGGCGGUGCUGGAGAGAUACGCGGUGGACAACCGGGAAAACCCGGCACACGGAGCGCUCCUGUUUUUCGUGCCUGGGAAGGGGCAAGUACCUGUACGGUCGGCCGAACCACGACACCGAGUUGUUCCACGACAAGGUUGGCGCGGCGGUGCCGUUGGGAGGUUUCUUCUGCAACGGAGAAAUCGGGCCGGUGAGCGGAACCACCUUCCUGCACGGAUACACCAGCAGUUUCGGGAUUUUCCGCCCGCGCGAGUAGGGGACCAGGGCAAUGGCCGCAACCGUAAAGGUCGGGAUAUCAGCGUCGCUGACCGGCCAGUUCGCCACGCAGGGCUGCCAGGCGUUGGCAGGUCUGACCGCGUGGGUCGAGUACGUCAACGAGCAGGGCGGCCUGGCCGUGGGAGGCGACAAACACCCGGUCACGUUGGUCAGUUACGACGACGGCAGCAUGGCGGGCGCAACACGCCAGGCCACGGAGCAGUUGAUCAGCCACGACAAAGUCGACUUGCUGUUCGGACCCUAUUCCGCCGGGCUGACCACGGCGGCGGCGGAAGUUACCGAGUCCCACGGCAAGGUGAUGUGGAACCACGGCGGCGCGGGCGACGCGCACUAUGCCCGAGGGUUUCGCAAAGUAAUCAGCAUCCUGACGCCGGCGGACAAGUACCUGGUAGGGGCGCCGGAAUUGGUCCGGCAGGCAAAUCCCGAGGCCAACAAACUGGUGAUCCUGCGUAUCGACACGGGCGCUUUUGCCAGGCUCGUGACGAACGGAGUUGA